UUGGCUACUCGAGCCGCUUAACCUAGAAUAUUUUUUCGAUGUUUUUUUUUUUUUUUGAAAAUCCACAGUGAUUUUACAAGUAAUCGAGCGAGUGAUGGUGAGCAGAGAGGACGCAGUUAGGGUAAAAAUGGAGCCGAAUGAUACUUUGUCAGAUGCAAGCGAAGAUUGUACUUUCGAUAAGGUGGACGUUUGCGAAGUAAAAAACGUAUAAAAAUUCUUGUUUCAUAAAUCACCAAUGAGUUGCAAAGACGUUAAAGCUGAAACUCAGUAUUUUGAAGCGAUAACCACCCGCAAUACGGAGUAUCAAAAAUUUCAAGCUAUUGCAAAAGAAGAAAACAAAAAUCGAAACAAUGACAUCAAUGAAACUAUAUUCAUUAAUUUUGAGUGCAAAAAUGUUAAACUUGAGCUGACAUCUCUGUUACCCACCAUCUGCAAAACUGAGACUCAAAGUAAUCUACCUAUUGUGAAAAUAGAAAACUCGAUUCAGACCGAAGAUUUGAACGUAAAUGUUCAACAUGGUGAAUCUAAGGAGGUAAUAAUAUUUAAUGAGAGAACUCGGAACGCAUUAUCUCCAAAGUGUAACUAGCGACGAAAAGCUUUUGACAGAAAAGGAAGUCGGAAGGAGCGUAUCAAUGCGACACAUAAAAGCAUUACACCGUAUGAAUGUGAGAUUUGUCACAAAUCAUUUGGACUAAAAAGUAAUCUCAAUAAACACAUUAAUGCAGUGCAUGAUCGUAAUAAGCCCUUUGAAUGUGAAAUUUGUUACAAAUCAUUUGGAGAAAAGGGUACCCUCAAACGACACAUAAAUGGAGUACAUAAUCGUAGCAAAUCUUUCGAAUGUGGCAUUUGUCACAAAUCAUUUGGAUAUAAGCAUAUACUUAAAAGGCACAUAAAUGAAGUACAUGAUCGGAGAAAAUCCUUUGAGUGUGAUAUUUGUCAUAAAUUCUUUGGAGAAAAGGGUAACCUUAAAACUCACAUAAAUGUAGUACAUAAAUGGAACAAACCCUUUGAAUGUGAUAUUUGUCAGAAAUCAUUUGGAUACCAGUGGGUACUUAAAAACCAUGUUAUGGCCGUACAUGAUCGUAGGAAACUCUUCGAAUGUGAGAUUUGUCACAAAUCAUUUGGAAACAAGAGUGAUCUUAAAAGACACAAGAUGACUGUACAUGAUAGAAGAAAACCCUUUGAAUGUGAGAUUUGUCAGAAAUCAUUUGGACAAUCAGGUGUCCUCAAACGUCACGUCAACGCAGUUCAUGAUCAGAACAAACUCUUUGAGUGUAACGUUUAUCACAGAUCCUUUGGGCAAAAAAUUACCCUCAAAACUCACAUAAAUAAAGUACAUGAUCGCAUCAAUCCGUUCUAAUGUAAGAUGGGUCUCAAGUCAUUUGGAUACCAGAAUAACCUCAAAACUCACAUAAAAGCCGUGCAUGGUCAUAGCAAACCAUUCGAGUGUGAAAUUUGUCACCAUUCACGUAGCCGUAAGAAACGCCUCAAAUUUCACAUGAAUACAGUACAUGAUCGAAGCAAACCCUUUGAAUGUGUUAUUUGCCAUAAAACAUUUGGACAAAAAAGUUAACUUGAAACUCACAUAAGUAUGGUACAUCUUCGAAGCAAACACUAUGAAUGUCACAUUUGUCGGAAAUCAUUUGGAGAAAAACCAAAGCUAAAGAGGCUCGUAAUGACUGUACAUGAUCAAAUCAAACAUUUUGAGUGUAACAUAUGUCACAGAUCAUUUAUUGGACAUCAGAAUGUACUCAAAAACCACAUAAUGACAUUACACGAUAAAAAAUCAAAACAUCUCACAUGAAAUGCAGCAAAUAGAGAGAAUUGAGAUUUGUCACAAAUAAUAUGUGUCGUAAAUCAUUUGGUUUUGUCUCAAAUCUCACGCGAAUGCAGACAAAAAUCUGCACCAUCGUAGCAAAUCAUUGUUUCGAGGCAUGUAAGCUCA
Molecule: messenger RNA, 1945 nt
Organism: Trichogramma pretiosum
Lineage: Eukaryota; Metazoa; Arthropoda; Insecta; Hymenoptera; Trichogrammatidae
Exons: 3
Coding region: 236-586 (116 amino acids)
Source: RefSeq, a predicted model, not a curated record